This is a messenger RNA of Protopolystoma xenopodis, 264 nucleotides long. Lineage: Eukaryota; Metazoa; Platyhelminthes; Monogenea; Polystomatidea; Polystomatidae. The record is from the annotation of a GenBank genome assembly.
GUGUUUGUUUCUGAUUCAGGCAGCCCUCCACUUAAUGCUUCAACUACUGUUGCUGUUCAUUUGUUAGAUAUUAAUGAUUGUCCACCUGAGUUUGAAAUGACUUCAUAUAACUUUACUAUUAUCGAGGAUUUCGGACGAAACUUCUCUGGACCUCGAAUUGUCGGGCGUGUAUUGGCUACAGAUAAUGAUCUUGGUAUCAAUGGAACCGUCAAUUAUAGGAUAUUGAGUAUAAAUCAUCCGUUUGAGGUUGGUGAUUCAAAAUAA